GGGUUUUAUAUUCAAUAAACGAUGCCUAAAACCCUAACAACCAAACCUAAAAAAAAUUGAAAUCGAAUUUUUUUUUCUCCGAUCAUCACAAAGAAUUAAAAACAUGAGAGCUUUAGACGAGACAGAAAUGGACGCUGUGUUCAAGAAGCUCUACGCAUUCACAGGCAGCAAUCUGAAGAACAUAGUGGAUAACCCAUCACACGAAGGACCCGACCCGAACCCAGGUCGGUACUGCUUCAGGCUUCACAAAAACAAGGUAUUUUACGCCAGUGAGGCAUUAGUGAAGCGAGCGACAAAUAUAAGUCGGAAGAAUUUAGCUUCACUGGGCACUUGUAUCGGCAAAUUUACUCAUGGAGGUAGCUUUCAUUUAACAAUUCAAGCAUUGAAUUUAUUGGCUGCUAAUGCUAAGCAUAAAGUUUGGCUCAAACCGACGUCGGAGCAGUCGUUUUUGUAUGGGAAUCAUGUUUUGAAAGGCGGAUUAGGGAGGAUUACUGAUAGUAUUUCGAAGAAUGAUGGGGUUGUCGUUUUUUCGAUGUCGGAUGUACCGUUAGGGUUUGGUUCUGCUGCGAAAUCGACUCAGGAUUGUAGGAAGUUGGAUCCUAAUGGAAUUGUUGUUCAUCAUCAGUCUGAUAUUGGUGAAUAUUUGAGAAUGGAGGAUCAGCUUUGAGAAUGAGAAAAAAAAGGGGUCAAUUUCGGGUUUGAGGGAGCUUUCGAAAAUGUGACGAUGCUGGUUUAUUGUGACAUUAUCUAUAGUUAAUGUAAGUCUGUCAUUUAUCUAAUUCUUGAAUAUCAUGAGUUUUGUGCUUUAAUAUUUUUAAUUGGAAUUAUAAUGAAUUGAGUUUUCAUGUA
Messenger RNA from Mercurialis annua (annual mercury), 849 nucleotides. RefSeq lists its product as uncharacterized. NCBI's taxonomy places the organism in Eukaryota, Viridiplantae, Streptophyta, Magnoliopsida, Malpighiales, Euphorbiaceae. Gene Ontology annotation, cellular component: preribosome, large subunit precursor; nucleus; nucleolus. Gene Ontology annotation, molecular function: RNA binding. The transcript has a single exon. The coding region runs from base 104 to 667 and encodes 187 amino acids. The record is from RefSeq and is a predicted model, not a curated record. Gene Ontology annotation, biological process: ribosome assembly; ribosomal large subunit biogenesis.